This is a messenger RNA of Aricia agestis (brown argus), 703 nucleotides long. Its product is annotated as mpv17-like protein. The record is from RefSeq and is a predicted model, not a curated record. Gene Ontology annotation, cellular component: cytoplasm; membrane. The transcript has 5 exons. Lineage: Eukaryota; Metazoa; Arthropoda; Insecta; Lepidoptera; Lycaenidae. Bases 113 to 673 code for a protein of 186 amino acids.
UGUCGAGGUGUGUUGUGUUUGUGAUAAAAUAAUCUUGAGAUUUGUAUUAUAUCUAGCUAUAAGAUUUUAAUAUUAUCUAGUCGAGAGUGAAGUUAUCUGUGAUAAAGUCAGAAUGGCCUUCUCCCGGCUGGCAAGUUUCUGGCGGUCGUCACUGGCGCGGCGGCCGGUGGUCACCAACACGGCGGUGUACGCCACCUUCUACACCGCCGCCGAGCUCUCCCAGCAGACCUUCAACAGGCUGUACUCGCCAGAAAAACCAGAGUAUGAUUUUGCAUCGGCAGCAAGAAUAGUCACGGUCGGAAGCUGCCUCUACGCCCCUACUCUAUAUUUUUGGUACAAAUUAUUGGAUAGAAAAUUCGUGGGUACUGCAGUUAAGGCGGUUGCUGCUAAAGUAGCUUCAGACCAGUUCAUCAUGACACCCACACUGCUGGCUGCCUUCUACACAUUGUUAGGAGUGCUUGAGCGAAAAGAAGACGUAUUCGAGGAGCUUAAAGAGAAAUACUGGAAGACAUUCCUCGCGAACCAGGCUUUCUGGAUCCCGGCUCAGACCAUCAACUUCUUCUUCCUACCCAGCAACCUACGAGUAGUCUACGUGGCAUCAGCUUCGAUGAUAUGGAUCAAUGUGCUGUGCUUCAUCAAGAGACAGAAAGUAGAGAAGAGUGUAAAAGAUUAAUUAUUAUAUGUAAUAAACUUGUUACUUGUU